AUGAUAUCGUGUAUAUUUAUAGCAACAUCUACGGGAAAGGUGUUGCUGAUAAGAUUGUACAGAGGAGAUGUGACCAAGGAGGACGCGCUAAUAUUUUGCAGAAAUGUGCUGUCUAACAGUCGGAAUACAUAUGCUCCAAUGUACAGGUACGAGAAGUUCAACUUCUUCAGAGUCAACGUGGAAGGGAUAAACUUGGUCGCGUUGACGCGCCUAAACGGGAACUCGUUUCUCAUAUUACAUACUCUUAAAGAGUUAAAAAAACUCCUGCUGUCUUUCUUGUCAGGAGUGGUGACUGAGGAGAACAUUGUGGAAAACUCAUUUUUGUUGUAUGAACUGUUCGAUGAAGUGAUUGACGGAGGGUAUACCCAGAAUCUAGAGCCUCUGGUGUUAAUGGACGUUAUGGCCACCAAGGCAGCUAUCAAAGGAUCUAUGAUUGAUCCCAUCAAAUAUGCUAACUACUGGUUGGGAUUUCUGCCAAGGUUUGGAGUCUCAUCGGAAACGUUUCUGUUUGAGCAUCUUUUGCCGUUCGAAGGAAGACUAAACGAUUCAGAUGAGUGUCUAGAGUACUGUCAACAAGUGGUCUCGUUGAUGGCCACUUCAGUGAUUCCGCCCUGGCGCAAACUAAACACAGUUUCAGGCAGGAACUCAAUCACCGUAGAACUGACCGAAAACUUGAGCGUGCUAUAUAACUAUAAUUCUGAGUUAAUAAGCUACGAAGUUACCGGAAGCAUAGUGGUAAAUUCAAUGCUAAUUGGAACUCCAUUAGUACAUUUAAGGAUGAAUGACGAUUUUUCACAUAAUCUCUCAAAUAACUUAAAUUCAAGUUCAUCUUAUCAAACAAAUAAAGGUAGUAGCCAGUUCCACUUACCGGUUGCAGCCAAACAAACGGUUCGUUUGGAUGACUACAAGUUCCACCAGUGUGUGAAUUUAGAGAGUAUUAAAAGUAACAAGACUAUCACUUUUGUUCCUCCCGAGGGUAUGUUUGUACUUCUGUGUUAUAGGAGUACCACCUCAGCAACCAUCCCAUUUAUACUCCGGCCCAAGGUCAAACUCAUAGAUACUCUUCAUAUCAACUACUCCAUCUCACUAUCGCCCACCUUCUCCAAGGCAAUUAUUGCACAGAAGGUGUGCGUCAAGAUUCCAAUUCCAAGGACCACGAAGGAGAUUGUCUCAGGCACAAUAAGUACAGGAACCACAAUGGACGUCAAUUUGUCACAACACUUUGUAACUUGGAAUUUCAGAAAGUUGCAAGGAGAAACAACCUUCCUACUAACAUUCACAGCCUCUCUAACAACCGACAGGUUCAGUAACACACUUCAAUCGCUCCCUUCAAUAUCGCUUGGUUUUCAUCUGCCCUGGUUCAGUUCCUCAGGGCUCUUUUUCUCCUCCCUCCACUUCUCUAACACCAAAGGCAAGGUCGCCAAAAACAUUAAUUACGUAACCAAAGGAGGGUCAUACCUACAUCGCUUGAAAUUAAUAUAA
Molecule: messenger RNA, 1482 nt
Organism: Theileria annulata
Lineage: Eukaryota; Apicomplexa; Aconoidasida; Piroplasmida; Theileriidae
Product: adaptor protein, putative
Exons: 2
Coding region: 1-1482 (493 amino acids)
Biological process (GO): intracellular protein transport; clathrin-dependent endocytosis
Cellular component (GO): cytoplasmic vesicle; AP-2 adaptor complex
Molecular function (GO): clathrin-cargo adaptor activity
Source: RefSeq, a predicted model, not a curated record